Messenger RNA from Exophiala xenobiotica, 2365 nucleotides. RefSeq lists its product as uncharacterized. Lineage: Eukaryota; Fungi; Ascomycota; Eurotiomycetes; Chaetothyriales; Herpotrichiellaceae. Bases 137 to 1012 code for a protein of 291 amino acids. The record is from RefSeq and is a predicted model, not a curated record. Gene Ontology annotation, molecular function: actin filament binding. The transcript has a single exon. Gene Ontology annotation, cellular component: catalytic step 2 spliceosome; nucleolus; striated muscle dense body.
UCUGAUUUAUUGACGAUUGUUUCGUCCCACCAGCAUUGCGUCCCGCACAUUAACUCAUUCUACAAGUCUCUCUGUUCUCAAAACCGUCCUAUCUACUGCGUCUGAACUCCCGAUCACUCGACUUAGACGAGCAAAUAUGCCCGUCAAACCACUCUCAUUCAAAGGCGACAAAAAGCCCUCGAAGAAGCGCAAACACCACGACACUUCCCUCAGCACCGCGAAUGCCGACCCCUCCACCGACCCCUCUGCAAGCCACGAAGAAGAUACCUCCUGGACGACCCCCGACGCGCCGACCGACCUGUCAGGCCCUGUGAUCCUUGUCCUCCCGACCGUUCCAUCCACCGUCCUCGCCUCCGAUGCGCACGGCAACGUCUUCGCCAGCCAACUGGAGAACAUAGUCGAGAACGUCCCCGAGACGGCGGAACCGCAUGACGUGCGACAAGUCUGGGUCGCCAGCUCCGUUGCCGGGACCGGCCAAAUCAACCUGAAAGCCAGUCACGGAGGGUAUCUCUCGUGCGACUCGAUCGGCGUCCUAGGUGCGCGGCGCGAAGCACGCGGGCACGAGGAGGGGUUUGUCGUCGAGCAAUUCACCACGACCGAGGGCAAAACGAGAUGGAGACUAGGCACGAGCGCGGGUAAACUCUCAGACGGCGAGAAAGGCCGACGAUACAUCUCGACCGUCAGCGAAACAAGCACACGCACAAGCACAAGAUCCGACGAUGAGAAGGACAAGAAGAAAAUGUCUGUAUCGCUCCGCGGCGACGGCGAGGCAAAUUCCGAAACCACGCAUACUAUCAUCAAGAUGCAAGCACGCUUCAAGCCCCGAGUCCAACAGAACAAGGAGACCAAAGCCAACGAGAAGAUCAGCCGGCGGGAACUGGAACAGGUUGUGGGUCGGAAACUGGACGACGAGGAGGUGCGCAGACUAAAGAGGGCAAAGAAAGAAGGGACAUACUACGAGGAAGUGCUUGAUGUGAGAGUCAAGGGGAAGCAUGAUAAAUUUGCCAGCUGAGCUGUCAACCGCAGAAUUGAACACUCCUCAUCGAAUUGAAUGACCAUGAUGACAACAGACGGCAGCCCUGACGGAAAGACGAGCGAACACCAACUCCAAAGAGCACACCAGAACGAAUACGUUCACCGGAAGAGUCAGAACCUCUCAUUGUACGAAGAAUGGUAUCAACAGAAGGACGCAAAACACCUGUUGUUACGUCGAACCCCACGAGAUAUGUACCAUCGCUUUUCCCAUCAACAUAUCAUACAUCAAACCUGUACCGUCAUAAAGAUCGAAAGUUCAACCAGAGACGCCGACGCUAUGGACCAAGAAGCAAAUGGAUCACGCUAUAGGGGCUCUGUUUCAUGAGCCUAUCAGUCGAGGCUCGGAAUGACCCGACCUGCGAUUCGGCGCCCUUUAUCACGAUUAGUCAAUCCGUGCGCAACAGCUUUUCGAGACAAGAGAACUUACACAGUGGCCUCGAUUCAUCGACGACUCGCGCCUCCUGCGCCAGAUUGCCGUAUUCAUGGGCCUGUUGCGUGGCGAGUCGUUCUCGCCGCCAUGCUCGUCUGGCUGACGUCCCUUGAGCUCGAACGUCUGCAGGCAUCUCAUCAUCUAUUUGCGUCUGUCGUCUUGGGGGAACGACUUGCAUCUCGGAGCCUGCCGUAUGCUCGCCUGCCGCACUACCAUGUUGAUUUCGAGAAGCAUUCAGUGGAUUUGACAAUUGCCGCAUCGUACGAUUCAAGGCGGUCACUCCGGGGAGCCUGGAAUCAUUUGCCUCUGAAGGUGUCUCUACAUUCCGUUGCCUGGUCCUGCGGAGCAAUCUUUCUCUUCUGACCAUUAUAUUCGUUACCUGCACAGGACAAUAACCUGGCGGCAGUACAGAUUUCUUGCAAAGCGGGCAUAAAGAGCUGUUGUUGAGAAGGAACGGGUCGAUACAUUCAGGGUGGAAGAUAUGGUUACAUGGAAGUUCUCGCACAGUUGUCUCAUCGUGCAUGAAGUCGUCCAGACAGAUCGAGCAUGUCGUUUGGCUGAAAUGUACCUCUCGGAGAGCCUUUCCAGGUCCAGCAGUGUUGCUGGGUCCUUUUUCUUCGGAUUCGACAGACUUCUCAGAUUCCGCCUUACUGUUAUCGUCGACAUCUGAUUUAGUAUAAAUCAACUGAGGCAUCUUGUCGAGUAUAUCCUGGGGUACGUUGAGUCUCUUAAUGCCCAAAGCUUCGAGAUCGACCUCUCCAUUGGCGACCCUGCGCUGGAGCUGUCGCCUCUGUUUUCGCUGAACCCAAUGCAUGAUGAAGGAGGUGAUCAACACCACUGCAAGUAGAACAGCCAGAACGAUUAUCAAGAAUACCCACAAUGUGGGAAUACCUCCUGUAA